AGGGGGAGGAGGAAGAGGAGGAAGUGAGCCCGAAGGAUCCGCUCAGAGCUGUUUGUCCAGCUGUUUCUAUUCGCACCCAGGGCAGCACAGCCAGGAGGGGGCCGAGCCGAGGGUGGCUGGCUUUAGGCGCUAAUUUCCAACUCCCCUCGCAGCUUGUGUUUUCCAGACACCCUGGAGUCCCCUCAGGCUAGCCCGGCGGGCGCGCACCUGCCAGCCGACCCUGACCUCGAGGGCCAAGCGGCCCCCAAGCCUGAGAAGAUGGCCCAGCCCAAGACCGACUGCCGCUCACCUGUCGGUCUCGACUGCUGCAACUGCUGCCUGGACCUGGCCCACCGGAGCGGGCUCCAGCGGGACAGCAGCGGAGAAAACAGCAAUCCGGGCAGUCCUACCGUGAGCAACUUUCGGCAGCUGCAGGAGAAGCUAAUCUUCGAGAACCUCAACACCGACAAGCUCAACAGCAUAAUGCGGCAGGAUUCGCUAGAGCCCGUGCUGCGGGACCCCUGCUACCUGAUCAACGAGGGCAUCUGCAACCGCAACAUCGACCAGACCAUGCUCUCCAUCCUGCUCUUCUUCCACAGUGCCUCUGGAGCCAGCGUGGUGGCCAUAGACAACAAGAUCGAGCAGGCCAUGGAUCUGGUGAAGAAUCAUCUGAUGUAUGCUGUCAGAGAGGAGGUGGAGAUCCUGAAGGAGCAGAUCCGAGAGCUGGUGGAGAAGAACUCCCAGCUGGAGCGCGAGAACACCCUCUUGAAGACCCUGGCGAGCCCAGAGCAGCUGGAGAAGUUCCAGUCUCGUCUGAGCCCCGAGGAGCCGGUUCCCGACACCCCACAGGCGCCCGAGGCCCCUGGUGGUUCUGCGGUGUAAGUGGCUCUGUCCUUAGGGUGGGCAGAGCCACUAAACUUGUUCUACCUAGUUCUUUCCAGUUUGUUUUUGGUUCCCCAAGCGUCAUCUCACGUGGAGAACUUUACACCUAGCAUAGCUGGUGCCAAGAGAUGUCCUGAGGACAUGGCCACCUGGGUCCACUCCAGUGACAGACCCCUGACAAAGAGCAGGUCUCUGGAGGCUGAGUUGCAUGGGGCCUCGUCACCCCCCGCCAGUGAGCCUCUCCUGCCACCGUGCCCUGGGGGCUCCCAGGGCCUGGGCAACUUAGCUGCAACUGGCGAAGGAGAAAUGUAGUGUGAGAUGUGACGCCAGUUUACUCCAGAAAGCAUAAGGGGUCUGUUUUUGUUGUUGUUGCUUUUUGUUUUUCAUUUCCAUGGACAUCUUCAGCAGCUUCACCUGACAACGACUGUUCCUAUGAAGAAGCCACUUGUGUUUUGAGCAGAGGCAACCUCUCUCUUCUCCCCUGCCUGGCCAGGGCAGGGCCACAGAUAGGAGAGAUUGAGCCAAGUCAGCCUUCUGUUGGUUAAUAUGGUCUAAUGCAUGGCUUUGUGCACAGCCCAGUGUGGGAUUACGGCUUUGGGAUGACCGCUUACAAAGUUCUGUUUGGUUAGUGUUGGCAUAGAUUUCUAUAUAGCCAUACAUGCGUAUAUAAACCCAUAGGGCUAGAUCUCUAUCUUAGUGUAGCGAUGUAUACGUACACACACACACACACACACACUUGUGUGCUGAAGGGCCUAACCGGCUUUGGGGUAUCAACUGGUCCCUUAUCUCUUCAGGCUAAUCCUUUGACUGUGUUCAUUUACCAAGUUGGUCCGGUUUGUCCUUUAUGUUACGUAAGACUACAGAGUAGAGGCGGGGAGGGGGCUGGCCUCUGAAUGUGGCCACAGAUGCCUCGCCGCUUCAGCCCUUGCCCCAUCUGUCCCCGGAAGACACGGGAGGGGACAGCCUCUGCCUCAUCUGUCCCCUGAAGACACGGGAGGUCCCCUCUCAAAUGCCAAACCCACCAUUCACUGGUGCUGACUACACAGAAUGGGGUUGAGAGAAGACCAGCCAGGGCCUUCACAUUGUCAUGCAAAAACUUUUGUUCUUUAACGUUUGUGGAAAACUCUAGAGUGAACCGAAGGAUUGGCUUGCUAGCGUCCCCUUGGGGACAAGGCAUGGACCAGGGGAUGGCUUUGAUCCAACUGGUGCCUGGGUGAUGUGCUCAGGGAGCUUGUGUCGAGGGAGGGGGGGUUCUGCGGCAGUGAACACUUUCCACUUUCCGACACCUUAUCCUGAUGUUAUGUCUCCAGGAUUUGGAUUUGGAUUUGGAUUUUUCAAAUGUAGCUUGAAAUUUCAAUAAACUUUGCUCUUUUU
Enhydra lutris kenyoni (northern sea otter) is the source of this 2235-nucleotide messenger RNA. RefSeq names its product TSC22 domain family member 3. Lineage: Eukaryota; Metazoa; Chordata; Mammalia; Carnivora; Mustelidae. The transcript is spliced from 3 exons. The record is from RefSeq and is a predicted model, not a curated record. Gene Ontology annotation, biological process: regulation of transcription by RNA polymerase II. Bases 259 to 861 code for a protein of 200 amino acids.